GGUGAUGAAGGCAGAAUUAAAUGAGGCCGGGCUGGAUUGAAUGGAUUCUCCCUGGAUACUGGAGGUGGCAAGAAAUGUUUCCAGCAGGUGCCCCUUAGAGAGAGCAGAGCAUGAGCACUGCAUACAGAGGGCACUCUAGUCUCCGUUUGAGCUGACCCACUGUGAGACUGUAUCCUUUUUAUACUUUUCAGUUUAAAAAAAGUCUACUUUUUGUCUGAAAGGUCUUAGACAUGGACAACUUUCUCUGGAACUCACCAUUCACUGGCUGAAGAAACCAUUAGGUAUCCUGUCAAGCUUAUUGGACUGUUCUAAGGAGUUGUUCUGGAUGAACAAAAAUAAGGUGGAGAAAAUAGAUACAGUAGAGAUACAGAUGGAGAAGUGCCAUAAAUGAAAGCUGAGAUGAGGAGGUGAAAAUGAACAUGGGCUAAAAUUUUUCAGUAGGUUUGGUUGUUUUUUUUUUAGUACAUGUAAGUAGCUAAAACUGCUCUUAGAGAAAAGGAUGAAUUGGAAUGAGGAGGACGGUGAAUUACUAGGGAAAUUAAAGGACAUUGUAUAAAAGUAAAGGACUACAUGGUGUUAAGGUAGCAAAGAAACAGGAUGUCAAGUGUGGAUGAGUCAAGGGAUUAUGGUGCUGUUGUCUGACAUAUUUCUCUCUUCCAAAAGCUAUUCAGGCUUAGUAAAAGUACUGUUAACUUUGUUGUCUGAGGGAGGAAGGUAUUCAAACUCUGCUCAUCUUCAAGUUCAGUAUUAGUCAAUUGCUGUUCAUGGGUUAAUGGAUGUAAGGCAAGCACUAGUCCACUUUAGUCCAUUGAAUAGUCCCUUUGUGUGAAGAAGUGAAUCUAUUUAUCCCCUUCCAGGCUCUGGGGACACAUUUCAACACACUUGAGUGUUUUUGGCUGUUAGUUCAACAUUUGACAUAAAGGUGUCCAAAAGGACUUUUAAAGAAAUGCUUGUCAAUGAUAUUUUUUAAAAGAGGAAAGAGAGUUGUUCAAGUGCUGAAGAAGAUGCUGAGUGAAUAGGACACAGGAAUUUUAGAAAGCCAUAGGCUGGUUUGGGUUGGAAGGCAGCUUUAAAGAUCAUAUAGUGCAAUUUCCAUGCCGUGGACUGUGACAACUUCCACUGGACCAGGGCUCAAAGCCCUGUCCAUUCUGGCCUUGAACACUUCCAGGGAUGGGGCAUCAACAGCUUCUCUGGGCAACCUGUGCUAGGGCCUCACCACCCUCACAAUACAGAAUUUUUAAUUUAGGCUUUUGCUUCCUUUUGGUCUUUGAUACUAACAAAAGACUGUAGCAAUUAUGUUUGACUGGCAAAUGCUUUAUCAUUAUUAAUUAAUAAUUAUCAUUAUUAAUUAUUAUCAUUUAUUUCAUUAUAAUUGCUUUAUGCUUUAUCUUUCACUUUAGCCAAGUGAUGAACUCCGUUUCUGAUUUUUUUUUCUUGCCUGCAAACAAUGAUGUUCAGUAGAAUAUGGUGAGGAAAAAGAAGAAUCAAGAAGAAAGCAAAAGCUGCAACCAAAUGAGAUGAAGCAUAGGAUCCAAAAAAGAACAGUGGAAAGACGGCAUUAUCUGGUUUCCAAAGCGGUGGAGGAGGUGCAGAAAAUCAUCCAGCAGCUGACCGCAGAAAUCAGCUACAAGGCUGUGCGAUUCCAGGCUAUCUCCAACUCUGGCAUUCACAAUGAGAACAUUAAGGUCCUAGCACCCAGCCAGUUCCUCAUCACAGUUCCUCUGCGUGGCCUGACCGGUUACAGGGAAUGCCAGGUGCGGCACUGGCGCUAUUACACCGUGCAUGGAGCCAAGCUCCUCUCCUCCGUGCGCGACCCUGAGGAAUUGCAUCAGUGGCUGGAGGUGGAGCAGUUCUCAAAAAGCCUUCAGCAGUGGCAUGAAGAGGAUGUGAACAUCGAAGGUGAUCUGGUUCCAGCUAAAGUCCUUAUCGUCUUCCGGGAGCUGGUGGAGAAGUCGAUUGUCUCCUGUAACCUCUCCAGUAAAGUGACAGUGCUGGAGAGCUUCAGCUCAGUGGUCCGGCUGGCUGUGGAGACAUCAGAAUCCCAGGUUGAGGUGGAGCUGGUCCCUGCUGUGGAGAUUCCAACGUGCUGGCCCGAGAAAGCCCGGUGGCCUCGUUGCCUUAAGCGUUGGCCUUCUCAGGAAAAAGUGCAAUGCAUCAAGUCGCUGGGUUUCGACCUCCUAGCCCGCUCUAAUUACCACUGGCAGCUGUGCUUCUCCCGUGCUGAGCACAUCCUCAUGGAGGGACUUGAUGAAGAUGGUGGUUGUCGCAGGAAGUGCUUCAGGGUCAUGAGGCAGAUGAAGGAAGAUGUCUGGUGUGCUGGGAAUAAGCCUGUCAUCACAGCUUAUCACCUUCAGACAGUGCUAUUCUGGACGUGUGAAAAAUACCCACGCACCAAGGAUUGGCGCUGCUUCCCUGAAGCCUUUCUGAGGCUGGUACAGAAGCUGCACAAGUGUGUAAGCCAGCACUUCCUCAAGCAUUACUUUCUCAAGAACACCAAUCUGCUCAAAUAUGCCAACACCAGUGACCUGGACCUGAUGGCCAGCAAGCUGGCAGUCUUCUUGGAGAACCCUGUCUUCUGCCUGGACUAAGGCAGGCAAAGGUCUCACCCCAGCCCCGAGUGGAUCCCCCAGCUCCUCUCCCCACCUGUGGUUGCUCCCCGUGUCCUUCCAGUAGAUGUUGCAGCUGGCUCUGUGAGACAGUUGGCACAUGCAGCGCUAAAGAGAAGUGUGGAGCUGGCAGCGGUGGGCGGUGAAAACUGAUGGGAGGUAUCACUUGAUGCCCAGCUGAUCUAAUUUGCUUUCAACAGUGACAGCCUGCCUGGAAGCUACAGCCAGUGAAACCCAACUUUGUGUGUCAGUCAGAGCAGGCAACUGCCUUGUUCUGUGUCUCCAGUCUUGUGGCACCUAAGCUGAAAGGCAGCACAAAGGAGUCUCGCUCUGCUGCCUCUGUAACCUAGCACAUGUAUUGUUGCCGCAGUCGCCUUUCUCACAAGGACAGCGGGUUUAAUUGCCUGCUUACCUCACAGGCCAGCUCUGCAGAGGGGCAGAGGGGCAGAGGAACAUUUCCAAGGUGUUCUGGAAGCUGGAAGCUUUCUCAGAGGAAAUUCAGUUCAGUGAGAUCUUAUUCCAGUAGGAAUCCAGUAGGAAUUUAACCAUGCUGCUAGUGUUGAAGAGCUCAGUGGAAGCAAGAAGAGGAACAGUGGGUUUUGCCUCUUCAUUUUUCUCUCCUCCACUUACAUUUUUCUUCCAAUUGCUUCAAAUAUGUCUUUUUCAUGUUUGCCUUUGCCAGUUGUGUUAGUGCCAUACAAUCAGGGGGCUUUGACAGAGCAGAUUUCACUCCUAUCCCAGGCUCUAUCCAGCAGACUGGACUAGGAGCAGGUCCUUCCCUAGUUAUUUACACCAACAUAUUUUUGGGUGCAGUGCAGAAGGAGAGUAUUUUUCAAAGGCUCUUAGCUCCAAGACCCCCAGUGCUUUUAAUUUUGUGGAUAUUUCAAAACAAAAUUAAUUUUAGUAUUUCAAAACAGAGCUUUAGAAUUAAUAUAAAGAAUGUUGGGUUUAAUGUUACUAAAUCGCUGAAACUAAACCAAGAUAGGGGGGAUUUUGGAUUUGGUUUGGUGGGGUUUUUUUGUCACAUCUGUGCAGGAAAGUAAACAAGUCCUUUGCCAAGGGGGCUGGCAGAGAUGGGAUUUGCAUCCCAUGCUCCAGGGAGCUGCAUGAGGCGCAUCCGUGGCGUGGCAUCUCCCCAUCGUGGCAGACUGUGGUACUCCAGCACAGCCUCUGCCUCUGGAGCAGGCUGUCUUCUACAGUCUUUUGAGCAGAGCAGAUAUGGGUCAGAAAAGAUCCCAGCUGUGUGGUCCUGGUCUGGUCGUGGUCCUGUGUCUCCUGCAUCAGAUCUCACCACGUGCAGACCUGAUCCCACCAUGUAAAUGGCACCGCAUUGCUCCGAUCCUCGGAAUACCUUCCAGGUCUCCUUUCCACGUGGGUAACUGCAUUGUGUGGAGCUGUUUCAAACAGUUAACUUCUCUUGCUAAGCCUUUGUACUCCAGGCUCCCUAAAUGGGACACAAGUGUCAGUUUCAUGAUGACACCUCCUGUUCAAGUGUGGCUUUCCUGUUUCCUGUGAGCUGAGCUGUUCCAGUAAAGCGCAAGGAGAUGCCAAUCUGCCAGGCAGAGUCAGACAGCUGUGGCAAUGAAGUAAUGUCUCCUGUUUCAUCUUGAUUUUGUCUUAUGGUUGAAGGGCUGGCUUCUGAAGUUAGAGGAGGGCAAAAACAAUUCAAACUGUUCAAGGACAGUGCAAAACAUUCAGAGCUGUUAAUCCCAAAUUUGAUAUUUGAUAUUUUACUGUUCUGAUAUAUGGUCCUUUAGGGAUUUAGUUGUUGCUGUUGAAGAAUUUCUCUCUUUAUAGCUGGGUGAAAAAGAAAUGUUUCGGUGGUGACAUCUUAACUUGGAUGCAGCUGUGUACCAGAGUCCUCAGCUCCUGAGGUUCACAGCCUGCUGUGAAGCAAAGCCAUGGGCAUGCACCGUGUGCUGCACUGCCGUGACAUGGAAUGUUCCGCUGCUCUGCCAAAGUGGCAGCCUCUUACAGCCAGGAAUGACUCAGCAAAGCCAGGAAAUAACCACAGAACGAUGAACCCCUUCUUUGAGCCAAGUCUGAUCAGUUUUUACUCUAUUUUCUUCUUGUUUACACAAGCAAAUGCAUCAGCUAGCAUAAGCUGCUGCAGAAAGUAUCCUUACCACCACUGAAACAUGGAAGCUACAUUACUACUGACCACAGACAUAGGAACAGUCCUGCAGCUUUUGCUCCAGAACAGCAAGAUGUGAUACAGCUGGACGCUGGCAAAGGGAAAAGGCUUUGAGGAAAGGACUAAUGUGUUCAUGGAAGCAGUUGAAUACAAGAAUUAAUUCCUUUCAGAGACAUCUUUGAGAUACUAUCUUACAUCAUCUCGCGCAGGUCUGCUUGGGUGCGUGGGGUUUUGUUGUGAGGCAGUUUUUUGUGCUUGUGGGAGAGUUGUGCAGGAGGCCUCUUAUUAAAAAAACCAAACUUGCCAAAUAUAUUUGUCACAUUUCUUACCACAGUAAACUUUCUGCAAAUAGCUUUUCACUUAUACACCAAGCCUGACUGCAAAAUCAUGGCCUCAUCCCAAGAUUUUCCUCCAAAAAGAGAUACCACAUUG
Messenger RNA from Onychostruthus taczanowskii (white-rumped snowfinch), 5172 nucleotides. It is a transcript of the gene MAB21L3, whose product is annotated as mab-21 like 3. NCBI's taxonomy places the organism in Eukaryota, Metazoa, Chordata, Aves, Passeriformes, Passeridae. The record is from RefSeq and is a predicted model, not a curated record. The coding region runs from base 1518 to 2588 and encodes 356 amino acids. The transcript has 6 exons.